AUGGCCGCGAAUUCAGAUCAAAAAACAAUGGAGGCAGCGUUGGAAGAGUCCGCGAAACGAAUGUAAGUGUUUGUAAUUGGUUAUUUUGGAUUUAGAGAAUCUCCAAAGGAUGAUUUUUCUGAAAGUUGAAUGAAUAAGGUAUUUUUUGCGAUUUCAAAACAUUUUUGUUAGUUUUACUUUUGACGAUGAAUCAAACAUAGUGUAAUAUUACAUAAAAGACUCAAUCGUAAAACAAUUUAGACAAGAGCUGCUUUGAUGUUUGAACUAUUUUUACAUAAAUCAAAGUGCGUAAAUUGCGCUUUUUGUCUAGUUUAAUCGUUUGAAUGUUUAGUUGAUGCCUAGUCCUUAUUUUCAGAUUGAGUAACGAUGGGGUCACUGGAGUCGUAUGUGCGGAUGACAAAGGAUCACUCUAUUGUGUCAAGGGAUCUUUGAAUGAUAAGAGUGGAGCCAUCUUAGCUCACCUAGCCAAUCUCGCGUCUCAGAUCGAGAGUCCGAUUGAACCAGUCAUUUCUCUGCAAGGAUCAAAUUCCAGACUGCUCGCUCGGCGCUACAAUGGGAUUGUUGUUGGAGUCCACAAGGCCUUGUGA
This is a messenger RNA of Bursaphelenchus xylophilus (pine wood nematode), 587 nucleotides long. NCBI's taxonomy places the organism in Eukaryota, Metazoa, Nematoda, Chromadorea, Rhabditida, Aphelenchoididae. The record is from the annotation of a GenBank genome assembly.